GGUGCAAAUCGUCGAAAAAUAAAGUAGCUCAACCUUGCGAAAAAACCGCAAAACACAUCCACCCACACACACACACACACACAGACACUAUGGGCUAUAAGGAAAGUAAAGGUCCAUGGAUUGGUAUACGACAUUUGCAGUCACUUUUAUUAUUUUUGGGUCUCACCGUAAUGCAUAUAGCCCGUUUGAAUGUCAGUGUGGCCAUUGUGGCCAUGACAAAUGCCGAAUCGACCAACCCAAAUUUUCCGGAAUAUGAUUGGAAUGAAGCCCACAAAUCGUAUAUAUUAUCCAGUUUCUAUUGGGGUUAUAUAUUAACUCUAUGUCCGGGUAGUUUUCUUUGUCGUCGCUUUGGAGCCAAAGUGGUUCUAUUUAUUGCCUGCUGUGGCACUGCAAUCUUUAGCUUCAUCACGCCAUGGUCCAUUUCGUGGGGAGGCUGGCAAGUGUUUUGCGCCAUACGCAUCAUUCAGGGAUUGUUCCAGGGUGUCAUCUUCCCCUGUGUCACCGAACAUUUGGCCAUGUGGUCGCCGCCGGAGGAGAGAAAUCGUUUGGGCGCCUUUAGUUACACGGGAACCGAUUGUGGCACAGUGCUGGCCAUGUUUAUAAGUGGCAUGAUAGCCAAAGGAUCUAUGGGUUGGCCGGGCAUAUCGUAUGUAUCUGGUGCUCUGUGUGGUGCUUGGUGUAUUCUCUGGUUGAUAUUCGCCUCGAAUAAUGCUCCCGAAUCGAGAUUUAUUGGAGAAACGGAAUGCAAGUACAUUGAAUCAUCAUUGGAGCACAAUGAAGAUUUCCAUGACCGCACAAUUCCCAUUCCGUGGAGAGCAAUUUGGACUUCGGUACCAUUCUUGGCUCUCCUGGUAGCCAGAUGCUCCGAAACCUAUGGCCUGAGCACACUGCAAGCUGAAAUCCCAUCAUAUAUGAAUGGCGUAUUGAAUAUGGAUAUUCAGAGUAAUGCAGUAUUCUCAUCCUUGCCCUUCUUGGCCAUGUGGUUGCUAUCCUAUGUCUAUUUAAUUGUGGCCGAUAUACUCCUGAAGAAGAAAUGGCUUACCCUGACGUCAGUGCGUAAGGUGUUCAAUACGCUUUCGUUCUGGAUACCAGCUGGAUGUCUCAUUGCCAUUGGUUUCCUCGAUGAAGAUCAUAAAAAUUUGGCCAUUAUCUUAAUGACCCUGAGUGUUGGUGUAAAUAGCGGUGCGACUAUUGGCAGUUCUUUGAAUACAAUCGAUCUAUCACCCAAUCAUGCUGGCAUUCUGAUUGGUCUAAGUAAUACAGUGGCAAAUGUGAUACCAAUUUUAACUCCUCUGAUUGCGGGUCUUAUUGUUGUAGAUGAGCACGAUUCCGGGCAAUGGCAAAUUGUUUUCGGUUUGGCUGCAAUAAUAUUCUUUGUGGGCAAUUGCGUAUUUCUCAUUUGGGGCACAGCUGAGGCACAACCCUGGGAUGCAGACGAUUAUCUAGAGCAAAACAAGAAAGAUGUCGAAACAAAUCAAAAAGAAACAAAGAAAUCAAAAUCAUCACCAAAAUUAGCCAUAAAACCACCAAUUGAACCUGUAUUAGAACAACAAAUAACGUGGCCCGAACGAUAUACGGCCAAACUCAUCGAUCCCGAGUGAUUUAGAGCGGAAGCAGACAUUAGUACUUAGUUAGACCAAUUAUAUAAAUACUUAUAUAUUAGUAUUAAUCAGUAUUAAAGUUAUAAGCAGGUUGUAAUUUAUAAAAGAAUUUCUGUCGUGGUGCUAUUAACUCUAUUUAUAAGGCAUGACAUGUUUGUUGGUAUGGUGCAAAGAGCUUAAGUAAAUUAUUUUCAAUUGAUUUCAAUUGAAUUGUUGUCAACACUCAAUUUCUCAAAGAGU
This is a messenger RNA of Drosophila willistoni, 1841 nucleotides long. Its product is annotated as putative inorganic phosphate cotransporter. The transcript is spliced from 3 exons. Gene Ontology annotation, biological process: transmembrane transport; monoatomic anion transport. Gene Ontology annotation, cellular component: plasma membrane. NCBI's taxonomy places the organism in Eukaryota, Metazoa, Arthropoda, Insecta, Diptera, Drosophilidae. Gene Ontology annotation, molecular function: transmembrane transporter activity. The record is from RefSeq and is a predicted model, not a curated record. The coding region runs from base 90 to 1601 and encodes 503 amino acids.